AUGGAGAUGAAGGUAAAUAUAAUAUCAAGGGAGUUGAUUAAACCUUCAUCUUCAACACCUCUCGAGAAGAAAAAGCAUAAGCUCUCUGUUCUUGAUCAGAUUCUACCCCAUGCUUUUAUUCGUUUGCUUUUUUUCUAUGAAACACAGAAGCCAUCCGACUCCGAAAAGGCUACUAUUAUUAUUGAUGACCCAUCCAAAAAAACUCUGCAAUUAAAGCAGUCUUUAUCAGAGUGUUUAACAAAGUUCUACCCUUUAGCAGGAAAGCUGAGUUCAGACAAUCUUUCUGUUGAUUGUGAUGACUCUGGAGUUCUGUUCGUGGAAGCUAAGUUCGAAUGUGGAAGCAAAAUCGUCGCGGUAUCCUUUUCUCACAAGAUCUGUGAUCUAUUGUCGAUGAUAACCUUGAUGAAUUCCUGGGCUAACUUAAACCGCGGCGAAAAUACUGUUGUAAAACCCAAUUUUCAUGUUGGGACGAACCUUUUCCCUCCAUUGGAUGAUCAUGAUUUUAGUUUCCGUAUAGUUGGAGCGAAAGGAAAGGUUUUGCGGAAGCGAUUUGUGUUCAACAAGGAAAAGAUAACAGAACUGAAACAAUUGGCCAUUUCCUCCUCCAAAGAUGCCUCUCGGGUGGAAGUCAUAAACGCUUUCAUAUGGAAGAAUCUGAUCAGUGUGGAACGAGCUAAACAACAACAUCAUCCGGGUGUUACAACAACGGUAACAUCGAAAAUCCAACAUGCCGUGAAUUUGAGAAAUAGAGUAAUCAGAAACAGAGCUAAUGAGUUCCCUUUUGGGAACAUGGCAGUUCCUGCGGUUUCCAAAUUCACUCUUCCUGAUGAUGAUGAGGAUCAGGAUAAUAGAGACUUUUAUGGGGAUCUUGUCCGGCACACGAGCGAUGCGAUAAGGGGAGUAAACGGCGUCGAUUAUGUGUUCACUCGGGUGAUUCCUAUUUUGCAGAAUGUGAUGAAGCGGAAACCGCCAACCAUUUCGGUGGCAGAAACUAGAAGGUUUUCCAGUUGGUGCAGAUUUCCGAUUUAUGAAGUGGAUUUUGGUUGGGGGAAGCCUUUUUUAGUUGGUCCUGCUAGUGAUACCAGUGUAUCAGGGGUGAUUCUCAAGGACACCAGGGAUGGAGAAGGAAUCGAAGCUUGGAUUAACAUCUUAGAAGACGAAUUCAUCUUGCUUCCUGAUGAAUUUCUUUCUUUGGCAUCGACUUGCUUAUUUUAG
This is a messenger RNA of Oldenlandia corymbosa var. corymbosa, 1215 nucleotides long. Lineage: Eukaryota; Viridiplantae; Streptophyta; Magnoliopsida; Gentianales; Rubiaceae. The record is from the annotation of a GenBank genome assembly.